This is a messenger RNA of Sabethes cyaneus, 462 nucleotides long. RefSeq lists its product as uncharacterized. Lineage: Eukaryota; Metazoa; Arthropoda; Insecta; Diptera; Culicidae. The transcript has 4 exons. The coding region runs from base 1 to 462 and encodes 153 amino acids. The record is from RefSeq and is a predicted model, not a curated record.
AUGCGUUGUUCGGCGUGCAAUUACUACACUUGGAGCUACUUUAUUGCCUUCGCGGAAAUUUUUGUUUCCUUCAAAGUUGCUUCGGCCCUGCUGGCUUGCUCCCGUAUCAACGAACUAGACCGGGACAUCGGAUGCUAUGAUGUUGAGCCAAUAUUUGUACUUCUGGUUUUGUACAAUUUCCUCUCGCUGAUGCUCAUCAUUGGAGUAGCCAAGCGAAUGGAAAAAUUACUUCAGAUCUACCAAACUUGUACUAUCACCUUGAAAGCAUCGGCCAUAGUUCGGCGAGCGGUGCUUUCUGCAACGGAAUACGAUGAGUCUAACGUCGAAAAAACAGUGGCUGAAAUGAAAAUUGUUAUAAUAUUUACCCUUAUUUUCAGUCUGGAAGCACUGGUGAUCGCUGGAGCCUGCCGGAAAAUCCGCCGAGAACAACAAGAACCACAGUACUACGUGGACGUAGUCUAA